AUUCAUAACCUCCCCCAAGGCCCAAGUCUUAAAAUGAUUAUUAUUCGUGUAGUGAGCGAUUACAUGUUACAUGUCAUCACUUUGUUUUUGUAGUACCUUUGUGUGCUUUUUUAUUUGUUUUGAAUUGCAAAAAGGUCGCUUAGAGCCUUAAUAUUUAUUUUUUUUGUAAUUUAAAAUACAUAACAAAUAUGCACAAGUUUAGGAAACUUUAACAAAAUCUUAAGGUUUGUUAAGUUUAUGAAUUUUUUACACCGGUACCAACUCAAAUCCUCCAUCAAGAAACUUAAAAUGAGUUUAUAUUCAGAGGUACCUUGGGGUGUGAGAUUUUUACAAAAACUGACUGACAAGUGCUGUCCAAGACUUCAUUUUAAUAGAGAAAAAUGUUAUCGAGCAAGUGUGGUGUUUUUAACUUAUAUCGCUUAUAUGUGCUAUCAUUUAUCAAGAAAGCCCAUUUCAGUUGUGAAAGCAGUGUUACAUAGGAAUUGUAGUGACUUAAAACCACCAGAACCAAAUGAACCAAAUGAUUGGUGUGACUGGGCACCUUUUGGUGGCUCGGACGCAAGUGCCUCUCAAAUGCUCGGUGAAUUGGAUAGCGCAUUUCUUUUUUGUUACGCAAUCGCUAUGUUCUUUUCUGGUUUCAUAGCGGAAAGAGUAAACCUGAGAUAUUUUCUCAGCAUAGGAAUGUUAAUGUCCGGCAUUUUCAGCUACUUAUUUGGCAUCGCCAAAACAUACGAUAUCCACAAUAUCGGUUACUAUGUGGCCGUCCAGGCACUAGCAGGUAUAUUCCAGACCACAGGUUGGCCGGGUGUAGUAACAAUUAUGAGUAAUUGGUUUGGAAAGAGCAAAAGAGGCUUAAUAUUUGGUCUGUGGAAUUCUCAUACUAGUAUAGGAAAUAUUUUAGGAUCUUUAAUCGCCGCCCAAUAUGUAGAAACCGAAUGGGCAUACUCGUUUAUAAUGCCCGGACUUUAUAUGGGUGUGGCGGGCUUUGUGAUAUUUUUAUUUUUAGUCGUUAAUCCAUCCGAUGUAGGCUGUACCGCACCGAACAAAGUACCAGAAGUUCGAUCAAAACGAAUAAGGCAAAUGGAAAAUCAAGUAUUAAAUGACGAUGAUUCUUCCGGUAUAGACACAGAGGUCGAUGAUACAGACAUAAUUGUAGGAGAACAAGCACGAUCGCGUCAUAUUUUCGCCAAUGAUAGUUUAGAAGUUCAACGAAGAAUAACAGAAAGAACAAAUUUAUUACCCAGAUCUUCAACAUCUUCGAGAGGAGAAGAACAGGCUAUCAGCUUUCUCAGCGCUUUACGUAUACCUGGUGUGAUAGAAUUUUCCUUAGCAUUAUUUUUUUCAAAACUAGUCAGUUACACUUUCUUAUAUUGGUUACCGCUGUACGUCAACCACGCAACGACUAUGAGCGUUGCGGUCAGUGCCGAUUUGUCCACUUUAUUCGAUGUCGGUGGAAUAGCUGGUGCAAUAAUAGCUGGUUAUUUGAGUGAUAAAUCUGAAAUGCCGGCUACUACAUGUUCUGUAAUGUUGAUAUUAGCAGCUCCUAUGAUGUGGGUAUACCAACAAGUCAGUGUGUUUGGCUUGGGAUUUAACAUGCUCUUACUAGUAUUAGUAGGGUUGCUAGUUAAUGGACCUUAUGCUCUUAUUACCACUGCCGUUUCAGCUGAAUUAGGUACUCAUCGUAGUUUGGAGGGAAAUUCAAAAGCAUUAGCUACCGUUACUGCCAUUAUUGAUGGGACUGGAUCAAUUGGUGCUGCAGUGGGUCCCUUGAUGGCAGGUUUUGUCACUAACUACGGUUGGCAGAAAGUAUUUGUCAUGUUAAUGAUUUCUGAUAUUUUGGCAUUGUUCCUUCUAUUGAGAUUAGUGAAACAAGAAUUCCUUAAAUAUAGAAAUGCGAGAAGAGCAGGAAUACGUAUAGAAUAGAAAUAUUAAAAUUAUUUUUCUUUGUGAUACUUAUCGCUACUAACUGGCGUUAAAGAAAAUCCUUAUAUAAAAUUUAACUCUUGGGAAAGCAAAUAUCCAAUUUUAAAGUGAUAAUUAGGAAAUUAUUUUGAUCAAUUUCAGUAUUUAUUUGUAAUUGUUUUGUUAAGAGUGCUGCCAAUUAUUCUUGUCAAUAUUUAUUAAUAAAUAGAGAAAUAUGGAACUUGAAAUUAUUAUAUAUAUUUAUUUUAGCACAUCAUUUUUAGAGUUCAAUAUUGUAUAAUGCAUUUUCCUAAAUUUCCAUAAUCAAAAUGUAAAAGAUUGUAUUUUUUGCCUUUAUUUGUUUACAAAACCUUUCCAAACUAUUUAAAUAUUUUCUCAUUUUAUUUGCGUUUUGUUAUGAACAAUUUUAAAACCUGUUAUUUGUCGAAGGUCUAACUUUUUUAAAAAACAAGCAUUUCUUAGUUAAGUUUAAACUAGUAAACAAAUUUAUAUUUAUUUUAAAUUAUUUAUCCAUUCCGAUGUCUUGAGGGUAAAAAACUACCUUAUCGGCGCAAUUUUAUUUCUUGAUAAUGGGGUCGUUCAAGUAUUAUGUAAGCAGGCUUAGGGGACAGAAGUUUCAAGUUUUAGGUUAAAUUACAAAUAAACGAGUUUAAGCCUGACUUGUAAUUAUGUAAAAACUUGGAUUUUUGGACUAUUUAUUUAAUUUAUAUAGUUAAGAAAAAUUCUGAUGGAUAGGUAGGAGGUAGGAUUGAUUCCCCACUCCAACCAUUCACUGUUGGGUUCUAAUUAUCAGUGCUGUUCCUAAAGUGGCGCUGGGAAAUAGUAACACGGUCUGUCUGUAGGCGUGCAUGAGUAUUAGACUACUAGUACUUCAUAACCUAUAUAGAACACGAGGCUAAUGAAAUAUUAAUUCUAUAAUCUUAAAAAUAAUUUGGUUUUUUAAACUUUAAUUUUGAAAAAAUUCUUACGGCCUAAAAUCAUUGAAAGUUUGCUUACAUAAUACUUGAAUGCUCCCAAUGUCAAUUAAAGACCUUUUCUUUAUGUUGUAAGUAUAUUUUUUUGUUAAGAGAAAUAAGUCAAAGUAUAGAAUAGUUAAAUUACUUUUAUUUAAUGAUGCCUUACUGUCUUAUAAAAUUUACAAAACGGGCAUUUUUUUAAAGUUAGGAAACAAAAAGUGAAAUAAAAUUAUUUAUAUUAUUAUAAAAAUUGCUUAAACGAAUUUUUAUUUUAAAAUCAUAAAACCCUGGUGCAAAAACCGUUUCCUAGAUACUUUUUAAUACAUUGUAUAAUUAUUUUGAAUGUUUGAUACUGAUUAAAGCUACCCAAAAGUGAGUAGUUUGAAUAUUCAAAUUUUUAUAACUUUCAUCAAAUCAGGAAUAAUUAUAUUUCAUAGUUUUGUACUUUAUGUAUAUUGUCUAUUUAUAUUGUUAGUAGGGUCCGAUUACAAUUAGAAGAACACCGCUACGUCAUAACUAUUAUUUCGAAUUUUGAAUACAUAUUAUCAAUAACUAUCAGUAAAUAAAAAAUAAGUAAGUUGUAAUAAAAUAAUAUUUCCUAUAAUAUUAUCACUCCACUAAACCCCCAGUAGGCGGCGAUAACCAAUUAAUUACUUUGCCAAAUGAUGUAGCUGUGUUUUUCUAAUUUUAAUCGGACCCUAACAAUUGCUGUGCAAUCCUUUCAAUUUUCACAAUAUUAUUGUAAUUUUUACAAUAGAUGCAGUGAGUAAAUAACAUUUAAAAAAUGUAUCACCUUUUCUAUUAUGUUAAUUAUCAGUAGUUUUUUUAUAUUUUUAAAACUGUAAAAAGCUAAAUAUAUAAAACUGACUGAAAUUUUGUUACCACAUUCUAUAUGUUUAUUAUAUCAUAAAAUUAAUAAUAAAAAGAUAAAAACCUAUUUGAAAAUUGUAAAAAAGUAUUUGGAAUGUAUUCAAAAUAAAUAUUUUUAUAUUGUGUUCUUGUCUGAUAUUGACAACAAACUUAACAGUUCUUAGAAAGAAUGAUGAUAACCUACUGUCAUUUAUUUGUUUUACCAUUCCUUAAUUCUAAUUUUUAAGCAGUCCUGUGGCUCUUUCGCCUGGUCAUGAAAGUAAAUACCACAAAAAACAUUUGUAUAUAUUAGAGUAUAUUUUUAAUAAAUUGUAUAAAAAAAAUUAAAUAAACAUAAUUUUAAACCAGAAAAAAAUGCGAGUAUUAAUAAUAUUAAAAUCGUUGGGAAUAUCUUAAAAUUAGUAAACAUAUUUUUAAAACAUUUUCUAUUCUUAUUAAAAACCAAUGAAUCGUGUAAUAACAUUUUCAGAUUUUUUCAAAAAGGUGUAGUUAUUUAUAAUCGUUCUAUAAAAUAAAGAUCCUGCUGUUUUUUUUUUAACUCACAAUAAAGAAUAAAAAUAAUUUAAGUUAUAUAAAAAUAAAUUAGAAAUUAAACCUAAUGAUUCCUUUAUGGUGUUCCAAACGGUAUUAUAAAUGAUAUAUAAUCUGCAAAUUCACCCCAAUUAGACCUAUUGAGCUGGAAAGUUAUGACCCAUGAGAGUAAGGCUACAAACCAAAUGGAGGUACCAAUUGCAGAACACACGACAU
This is a messenger RNA of Psylliodes chrysocephalus, 4496 nucleotides long. Lineage: Eukaryota; Metazoa; Arthropoda; Insecta; Coleoptera; Chrysomelidae. The record is from the annotation of a GenBank genome assembly.